AUGGCAACUGAUACACAAGUGAGACUUCCGGACGAUCGAGGCCGGUUUGGGGAUUUCGGCGGCAAGUUUGUCCCCGAAACCGUGAUGGCCGCCCUCACCGAGCUGGAGCUGGCUUAUCGCGCGGCCCAGGAUGACGCCGGCUUCGCCGAGCAGUUGACCAGUUUGCUGGUCAACUACGCCGGCCGACCCACCGCGCUGUAUUAUGCGGAAAACCUGACCCGGCACUGUGGCGGUGCCAGAAUCUACCUGAAACGGGAAGAUCUGGCCCACACCGGAGCCCACAAGAUAAACAAUGCCCUCGGCCAGUGUUUGCUGGCGCAGCGCAUGGGCAAGCGCCGAAUCAUCGCCGAAACCGGAGCUGGCCAACACGGCGUGGCAACCGCCACCGUUUGCGCCAUGCUGGGGUUGCAGUGCAUCGUGUACAUGGGUGUGGAGGACACGGUGCGCCAGUCGCUCAACGUGUAUCGGAUGCGGCUGUUGGGGGCGGAGGUUAUUGGUGUUGAAUCUGGAACCCGGACCCUGAAAGAUGCGAUCAACGAGGCCAUCCGGGACUGGGUAACCAACGUGGAAACCACCCACUAUCUUAUUGGCAGCGUGGUUGGCCCGCACCCGUAUCCGAUGUUGGUGCGGGAUUUCCAGUCGGUAAUCGGGCGUGAAGCGCGCGAGCAGAUUUUGGCCGCAGAGGGCCGGUUGCCCGAUGUGGUGGCGGCUUGCGUGGGCGGCGGAAGCAAUGCCAUCGGCACGUUCUACGAAUUCAUUGGCGAUGAAGGUGUUCGGUUGGUUGGAGUGGAGGCUGCCGGGGACGGGGUCGACACCGGUCGCCACGCUGCAACUCUGACGGCCGGCUGGCCCGGCGUCCUACACGGCUCAAUGUCUUACCUGCUGCAGGAUGAGCACGGCCAAGUGCAGGAAGCGCACAGCAUCUCGGCAGGUCUGGACUAUCCCGGAGUUGGGCCCGAACACAGUUGGUUGAAGGAUACCGGCCGGGCCGAGUACGUGUCGGUUACCGACGAAGAAGCGCUGGAAGGGUUUCGCCUGCUGUGCCGCACCGAAGGCAUAAUUCCGGCGCUGGAAUCGGCCCACGCGAUUUACCGGGCGAGCCAGAUGGCUGCCGAUUUGCCUUCCGACCAGAUCAUACUGGUGUGCCUGAGCGGGCGCGGGGACAAGGACGUGCCAUCCAUCGCCGAACGGGAAGGGAUUGCCGGCUGA
Geodia barretti is the source of this 1209-nucleotide messenger RNA. Lineage: Eukaryota; Metazoa; Porifera; Demospongiae; Tetractinellida; Geodiidae. The record is from the annotation of a GenBank genome assembly.